AUGCGGUAUCUGAAUUGUCAUCUGAAGCCUGCUUCUUGUACCAACUGGUUAUCAGGGUAUGGUCUUUUCGUCUGUCGAUAUUUCCUAUGGAAGCCUGGGCGGGGUUUGCAAAAGUCCUUUCGAGGUCUUCUGCAGGCGCUCUUACAUCAACUACUUUACAGUCAUCAGUGGCUGAUCGAGACUGUCGUCAGCGAGGAGAGGUGGCUGACUGCGUGCGCCACGGAAUCUGAGCUACAGUGGUCAAUGCUAGAAAUGAAGACGACAAUAGAAACUUGCUUACAAAGGAUCGCGACUACGAGAAAGAUUCUUGUCCUAGCUGAUGGCUUGGACGAACUUGAUGGAACAGACGAUGAUUGUCACGACAUGUUAGACUUCCUUCACAAGUUGCCUCGACUUGGUUCCGUGAAGCUGUGCUUGUCCAGUAGGCCCUGGAACAUCUUUGCCGACUCCUUCGAUGGCCUCCCUCAACUUCAGCUCCACUUGUUCACCAGGGUGGACAUUGAGAAAUAUGUGAGCCAGUCUCUCUCGCACAGCAUACGCCUCCAGAGCUCCUACCUCCAUAACAGUGGCCAAGGGGAGAGAUUGAUCCAGAUGAUUGUCGACAAAGCCAAUGGAGUCUUCCUGUGGGUCCGUCUUGUUGUUCAAGAGCUUAUGCGAGGGUUCCGAGACGGAGAGACCAUUCGCACUCUAGAGAGGAAAGUGGGAUCGAUGCCGGCGGACCUUGAUGGGUUCUUCAAGCGGAUCAUCUCCUCUAUCGAUCCGGCGUAUCGCGCUGAAGCCUCCGCAAUGCUCCAAACAGCUCUCUUCUGUCGGGAAAGCACCCCCGUAAACUGGCCGUGUUACCCGCUUCAGUUGACAUUCCUCGAAGUGGGAGACCCAGAUUUCGCAAUGAGACCAAGCUGCGACUUUACUGAGCUAGAUGUUGACGACCUGGAGGCCUUGGAGUAUCGAAUCGCUCUAGGAAAGAGGCGACUCAACAGUCGCUGCAUGGGUCUGCUGGAGCUCAUAACAGAUGAAUCCUGUCCAGAAGAACUUUCGCGGGAAGUCGAAGUGCUGUAUCGACGAUUUAAUUGUGUCUUCUACACCCAGGUGGGGUUUUUGCAUCGGUCUCUAAUGGACUUCUUACUCACGGACGAUGCCCAACGUAUUCUGCAGCAAUGCACAAACGGUCCCUUCCAAGCGCACCGCUUUCUAUGUAGCGCAAUGAUAGCUGGGGUCCGUGCUAUUCACGCCAUCUGGACCGCACAUUCUCCCUGGGACCGAAGCCAUGGUAAGGAGAUUGUCGACUUUGUAGCGUCGUCCCUGCUUGAAAAGACGGAUGACGUGUUGGUGGCAAUUCGCUGCUCAAAGGAGCUGGAGCCACCCACAGUGAACAUCAUCAUGGGACGGCUAGAACCGACAUUAGAGCUCCUGUACCACCUGUCGAAAUCAGAAUUUCUCCGUCCAUCCCCGUUCAGCUGGUUUCGUGGUUUCGACCGUGUUGAGGACCUAUUAGUCGCCGUGGCCAUCGCGUACAACUUGACAGGUUUUGUAGCAGAGCACCUGACAAGGGACAAGGUGAAGGGAAUUUCAGGUCCAAGCCUUCUCGAGAGAGCCCUGAAGCCACAAUCUUUGAGGUUUCCGGACCCGGAGAUGGUGCGAAUUGUUCUGCAAGCCGGUGUGGACCCCAACAACCCUAGGUCUAUUUGGUGGAAGUUUCUGCACGAUGUAUGUUAUCUAAGAUUGAAGAUGGAGCUAGGGAGAGAGUAUCUGCCGCCAGUUGCCGAGAUCACUGAGAUCAUGAUCGAGUGCAAGGUUCACAUCUCUUGCCCAGCUGACAUGCUGCCUGAGUUUGAUGGCCUUGUGAAGGGCGAUCCCGAGACGGGGGUUCUUUUGUUGAGGGACGUGGUCGAGGCACUAGACUUCACGGAGCGAGACCGCCAACGAUUGCUCGCCGCCUUGAGCGAAGGAGGGCAAGCUGGAGCUGGGAAGCCUGGACAAGCCGGUGACGACGACAAUGACAGUGGAGUUGACAAGGGCGAGGGCGAGGGCGAGGGUGAGGACACGCAAAGCAAGCCACCUGGGGCAAGUUCCGCCCGGCCAAGGACAAUCGCUGCCCCGGAACAACUGAUGCCCAGGAAAAGAAAAACAGACGACCGGCCCCAUUGCGGAAAGGAACCCAAGAGAAUGAACUACUUUAAUGUAGUUCUGAGGCAUGAAUAG
Molecule: messenger RNA, 2202 nt
Organism: Cladophialophora carrionii CBS 160.54
Lineage: Eukaryota; Fungi; Ascomycota; Eurotiomycetes; Chaetothyriales; Herpotrichiellaceae
Exons: 1
Coding region: 1-2202 (733 amino acids)
Source: RefSeq, a predicted model, not a curated record